Messenger RNA from Paramacrobiotus metropolitanus, 1624 nucleotides. Its product is annotated as BTB/POZ domain-containing protein 6-like. The coding region runs from base 97 to 1338 and encodes 413 amino acids. The record is from RefSeq and is a predicted model, not a curated record. Gene Ontology annotation, molecular function: protein binding. Lineage: Eukaryota; Metazoa; Tardigrada; Eutardigrada; Parachela; Macrobiotidae. The transcript has 6 exons.
GUAUUUUCUGCCUGAUUCUGUAGCAAACAUCGGACGUUUGGCUGCCCAUUUUGCGUUCGGUUAAUUUUUAUCUUGGUAAGGUGAUUCUGGUGCAACAUGCCCCGAGUAUCAGGCACUGUAAGGCUGCGCGAGCGCAGUGCAAUGGAUCCACUUGUAGUUGUGCCCAAAGAACUGGCAAUCAGCGAGGUGUCCUUAGUUGUCGGACGUGAUCACGGCCAAGAGAUAAUCUUCUCUACAUCCAAGGCUUCGUUGGCGAAUGCGAGCCCCGUGUUUCAUGCUUGGUUUUAUGGAGAUGCCAGCGAACCUUCUGCCAGUAUUAUCCAGCUUCCCGAUGUUGUGCCCGAUGCAUUUGCCAAUAUGCUUAGCCAUGUUUAUCAGGAUUCCCUGGCCAGUCUGAACCCGCAUAACGUCUUCGCCACCCUGAACGUGGCCGAGAAAUUCAGUCUCCCACUGCUUGUGGAGCAUUGCCGCAAGUUUAUCUUUCGCAGUCUGCGUGCCAGCAGUUGCCUGCUGUUUCUCGAUAAUGCCGUUCAAUGGGGCGGUAAAGAGUUUAUCAAACCGUGUCUGGAGAUCGUGGACGCGUACACUGAGGUACUGUACCUCCCGGACUUCGCCACACUACACCCGAAAACGCUGGUGCUGCUGCUCGGACGCAAGACCUUAGCCGCCGAGGAAAUCAACAUUUACAAGGCCGCUGAGACUUGGGCGACUGCUGCCUGCGCUCGCAGCAAUAUGGAUCCAUCGCCCACCAACCGGCGACUGUUGCUGGGCAGAGCCUUCGUUCUCAUUCGAUUUCCGCUGCUCACCGACGACCAGCUCCAAGAAGUCUCGAGGGAGUUUCAGUUGUUGAACCCGGACGAGCUGCACAAAAUUUCUCUCUACAAGACUGCGGGAAUCAAGCCGCUCCCAUUCCUCACGGCGCCCCGUCGACCUCCCGCCAUCCGCGUCGGCGACGUGAAGUUCAAACACAAGGAACAAGUCUUCGUUAACGAUGAACGCGUUGACUGCUGGGUCCCGGCGGAAGUCAUCGCGGGGCGUCCAACGCACGUGGUAGUGUCGCUUUGUCAUGAAUGUCUGGGCGGCGAGGUGGUGUUGGUUCGGCGAGGUGAUCUUAUUCGCGCCGCGGAGUUUUUAAUACCCCGUCGAGCGGUACUAGUCCAAGGGGAAGCGGCGAAAUAUAUCCGGUGGGAGAACGGUGUCCACAGCGUCCGCUUCCUCCAAGGAGGAGGGUGGUCGGGGCCGUUCAUGGAGCUACGAGUGCGGGAUGUGGAUGUGAAGGCGUGGAAGCGGGGCGUGCCCAGAGCGCCGGUGGGCAGUCUGCAGAUGCCCGGCAGUUGAAGAGGAAACGUGAACGGCGUGGAAGGGAUGAUAGGAAGGCGUGAUACAGAAGGGGUGGGUUGGAUUCGUUCCGCUGAGGAAAAGUGGUGGCACUUUGAUACAGAUCCCUGCUCUUUAAUUAGUAUUUUUAUUGGAUAGUUAGUCGGUUCUCCUGUCUUUUGCCGGUUUUGUUGUGAGUUAGAUGAUGCGCAGUCCAAAGUCCAAACUGUGGUAAAGUUACUGCCGUAAAGUAGCGCCAAAGAUGUUUGGCAGCAAAGGAAGCUUUUAUAAAAGGUAUCAACAGUGU